Messenger RNA from Syzygium oleosum, 2339 nucleotides. Its product is annotated as metal transporter Nramp2-like. Bases 269 to 1870 code for a protein of 533 amino acids. NCBI's taxonomy places the organism in Eukaryota, Viridiplantae, Streptophyta, Magnoliopsida, Myrtales, Myrtaceae. Gene Ontology annotation, molecular function: cadmium ion transmembrane transporter activity; manganese ion transmembrane transporter activity. Gene Ontology annotation, biological process: metal ion transport. Gene Ontology annotation, cellular component: membrane. The record is from RefSeq and is a predicted model, not a curated record. The transcript has 4 exons.
CAUCAAUGCUUUCUUAUCAAGAUAUUGAUGUCAAGGGGCAAAAGGAGAACACUUUUUCCACCAGAACGGUGAAAACAGAGGAAGAGUAACUUCUCAUCAUCUUUCUGCGGAUCGGGUCUUGCAGAUCCUCCCCUGUUUCAUCGACCUGACAAGCCGGAAUAGGGAGGAGUAGGAUUGCCGGAACAUCCGUCUCCGUUCUUGUUCUCCUGCUCCUCCCGAAUCGGCCGCCGACGGCGGUGAAUUUCAAGAAGGCUCCGGCGACGCCACCAUGAGCACCGACCCAUCACGGGGAGACGACCGCGGCGACGGCGGCGGCGGCGAGCCGGACCGAGACGAGGAGUCCAAUACCCUGUUACCCCUUCCCCAGGCCCCGCCCUCACCCGGCGACGGCGACGGCGACGGCGAUGACGAGGACGAGGUCGCGUUCCAGUCCCGAGAGAAGAUCCUCAUCGUCGACGUGGAGUCCGCGGACGCGACGGCGGCGGCGAGCCCGCGCUUCUCGUGGAAGAAGCUGUGGCUGUUCACGGGUCCGGGUUUCUUGAUGAGCAUAGCGUUCCUGGAUCCGGGCAACCUGGAGGGCGAUCUGCAGGCGGGCGCUAUUGCUGGGUACUCGCUCCUGUGGCUCCUCAUGUGGGCCACGGUCAUGGGUCUGCUGAUCCAGUUGCUGUCUGCCCGGGUUGGAGUCGCGACGGGCCGGCACCUGGCGGAGCUGUGCCGGGAGGAGUACCCUGAUUGGGCGAGGUUAGUGCUAUGGUUCAUGGCGGAGGUGGCUUUGAUCGGGGCUGACAUACAGGAGGUUAUUGGGAGUGCUAUUGCCAUUCAGAUUCUGAGUAAUGGGCACUUGCCGCUUUGGGCUGGAGUCCUAAUUACAGCAUCAGACUGUUUCAUGUUCUUGUUUCUGGAGAACUACGGAGUCAGAAAAUUGGAGGCUCUGUUUGCCGUGCUCAUUGGAACCAUGGCUUUGUCAUUUGCCUGGAUGUUUGGUGAUACAAAGCCCAGUGGCAAAGAGCUUUUAGCUGGUCUUUUGAUUCCAAGACUUGGCUCUAAAACAAUUCGUCAAGCUGUGGGAGUUGUGGGGUGCGUCAUAAUGCCUCACAAUGUAUUUCUGCACUCUGCUCUGGUCCAGUCUAGGAAAAUUGAUCCUGAGAAGAAGAGCAGUGUUAAAGAGGCUAUAAAGUACUAUUCUAUUGAGUCGUCUGUGGCCCUCCUAGUCUCAUUUAUGAUCAACUUGUUUGUCACAACAGUUUUUGCCAAAGGAUUUUAUGGUACAAAACAAGCGCAAAAUAUAGGACUUGUAAAUGCAGGCCAAUAUCUUGAAGAAAAAUAUGGGGGAGGAAUCUUUCCUAUUCUUUACAUUUGGGGCAUCGGAUUAUUGGCAGCGGGACAGAGCAGCACAAUUACUGGAACAUAUGCUGGACAAUUUAUCAUGGGUGGUUUCCUUAACCUCCGUUUAAAGAAAUGGCUGAGGGCAUUGAUCACACGUAGCUUUGCAAUUGUGCCGACUAUUAUAGUAGCUGUUGUUUUUAACACAUCCGAAGCAUCAUUGGACGUUUUGAACGAAUGGCUCAAUGUGCUUCAAUCUAUGCAGAUCCCUUUUGCUCUCAUACCCCUUCUUACAUUAGUAUCAAAGGAGCAGGUCAUGGGUAUUUUUAAGAUUGGACCGACUCUUCAGAGGGUGGCAUGGGCUGUGGCGUCACUGGUGAUGAUGAUCAAUGGGUACCUGUUGUUGGAUUUCUUCAUUUCCGAAGUUAGGGGAGUGCUGUUUGGUUCCGUUGUGCUUAGCAUCACCGCUGCAUAUGUAGCAUUCAUUGUUUACCUCAUUCCACGAGAUGGACCACCCUCAAUCCUGUGGAAGAGCUUUGCCCGAUGACAACUGCUUCCUGGUUCUCUUCCCUGUUAGACAAGUUUUGAUUGACGGAAGAUCUGUGGCAGUGCUAGAGGGCUCCUUAUCUGCGAAUUCUGGCAGACACGCUUGAUCUUUCAUGAUGAUACACAAUUGGGGAUGAAUGACUUCAUUUGGGUGUCCCGUUCGGAGCGAAGAAAUCUAAGGUCAACCGAACCUUUUGCAUAGUGCUCUGAUUUCAUAUGCAACCCGAUGCAGGAUUCCCCUUUUCCACUUUACCCGAUCAUGCUAUCUCUUGGAGACCUGCAACUGCGAGAUGAUCUGUUUAUCUUGUAAAGUCUGAUUUGUUUUUAAGUUUCUUUAGAGCAAGAUGGUUACUCAUUCUUACUUUUUCUUUUUUUCGGUUAUAUGAGCUGUGUAUCAUAGUUAAAUAUCUGACUUUUGCUACUCAAGAUUAGUGUGAGAAAGGUGGUAUACAGGAGCGAAAUUUCUGAGG